Penicillium longicatenatum is the source of this 1308-nucleotide messenger RNA. RefSeq names its product peptidase family M28. The record is from RefSeq and is a predicted model, not a curated record. Gene Ontology annotation, molecular function: metalloexopeptidase activity. Lineage: Eukaryota; Fungi; Ascomycota; Eurotiomycetes; Eurotiales; Aspergillaceae. Bases 1 to 1308 code for a protein of 435 amino acids. The transcript has 6 exons. Gene Ontology annotation, biological process: proteolysis.
AUGCUGAAAUCUAUCUUGAUACUUCUCUUGGGCACAGCCCACGUGGCCAGCGCGGCCGAUGCGCAAGUUGUCUUCGCUCCUGGGUCGGAUAAGACGCCGAGCAAGCUCCAGCACGCUGUUGACGAUGCAAUCCUUGCCGCCCUGGAAGCGCAUUCGGACCCAGUCGAGGCGCUCAUCUCUCUGGAUUCUGAAAAUGAAUCACUCCUUGCUGAACCACGCCUCUUGCGCGUCCUGGGCGAUGACUCUGAGCCGCAAUGGAUGACUGAAGGAGACAAGCUGCGCCUCCGUAGACAAGGCAAGAAAUUUAUAGACAUUACGGAACAUGAAGAAUUCUAUGCAGAGCAGGUACAUACGUUGACUGCUGGCAAGCCCCACCUCCCUGAACUGGUCCAUGAAAGCUUGAUCCGACCUCUGUUCUCAAAGGUUAACCAACCGCGUAUGAGCGAUGUUCUUCACCAUAUGACCGGUUACUAUAACCGAUACUAUGGGGAUAUCCAUGGUGAAUUGAGCUCUGAGUGGCUCCACGAGCACAUUGCUGAGAUCAUCGCCAAAUCUCCAUUCCGCACCCAUAUUUCGCUUGAAUAUUUCACCCACUCUUUCCCUCAGUCAUCGAUUAUUGCUCGUUUCGAGCCAAAGGUCCGCAAUGCUUCUGCGCCAUUGACCAUCCUUGGUGCGCAUCAGGACUCGGCCAACUAUCUUUUCCCUCUCCUGCCAGCCCCUGGAGCGGAUGACGACUGCUCAGGUACGGUGAGUAUCUUGGAGGCAUUCCGUAUUCUGGCCGAGAGUGGCUACACGCCUAUGAAUGGCCCGGUCGAGUUCCACUGGUAUGCAGCCGAAGAGGGUGGUUUGCUGGGCAGCCAACAUCUUGCCCGGUACAAGAAAGAGCAAGGCACAGUGAUCGGAGCGAUGAUGGAAUUCGACAUGACGGCAUUCAUUGCCCGGAAUGCGACCGAGACUAUCGGAUUUAUUUCGACUCAGGCCGACGCGGCUCUUACCAACUGGACUGUGGGCCUGAGUGAGAAAUACAUCUCAAUUCCCGCGGAGAUAUAUGAUCUUGGGCCGUCCGCUGGCUCUGAUUACAUGUCGUAUACGCAACUCAACUACCCCGCCGCUUUCGCCUCGGAGGGUAACCCCUUAGCCGGGGGUUAUUUCCCUGGCGAGUAUGAUCCCUAUGUCCAUUCGUCUCGUGACACCAUGUGGGUGAAUGAUGAGGCUGGCUAUUUCUCUAUCGAUCACAUGGCGCGAUUCACCGAACUAGCGAUUGCUUUCGUGGUGGAACAGGCUGGUUGGAACAAUGCAUGGCGGUAA